Sitodiplosis mosellana (orange wheat blossom midge) is the source of this 829-nucleotide messenger RNA. RefSeq lists its product as uncharacterized. The annotation marks the transcript as partial. The transcript has 4 exons. The record is from RefSeq and is a predicted model, not a curated record. Lineage: Eukaryota; Metazoa; Arthropoda; Insecta; Diptera; Cecidomyiidae.
AUGGAUCGUCAAGCAACCUACAUAUGCCUAUUUUGCCUGCCGAAAAAGGUUCACUUCACUGGCUAUGGCCCACUACGCAUGCACUUGCGUACUCAGCAUUCGGUCAAACGCCAAUCAACCACGGAAUCAAAUCGAUUUCGUAGUGAUGGCGGCUACAUGCUGGACGAAACGCAUUACUUUCCCAAUUCUCCCGGCUUCGAACCCUGGCGCGCGACCGGACAUGGCGUUAAACCAGUACCACCGCCAGCACCAGCAUCCCAAACUUCAUCCAAAGUCGAGAUGUCACCCACCGAGCUCUCAAGCAUGAUUGUUACCAUCAUGUCUCAAAUGAGCAAUCAGGUGCAAGCCGGCGUUGGCAAUACCAUUCAGAAUGCCGCUUCAAUGCUGUCCUUCAUGGGAGCAACGCCCGCUAUUAAUCAGGCAACGACUUCCCGGUGUUUUUACCCGGUGCCUAAUACCAACAAUGUGUUGGUAGCAAUCAGCAAUCCACCAGUUGCGGUUCCAGAAAAUAUGCCAGCUCUACAGUUCGUCGCAGCUCCAGAAAAGAACUACAUCACUACUUCUUCCGCUGAAGAGCAUGCCAGAACAUCGGGAAAGUCCACCGAGGAAGAGUCAGACACAUUCACUGAGGACAUCAUAACAACACCAACUAUUGAUCCUUCAAAAGGGAAGGUAGAAAUUCUCAGUAGCGAGACACUGGCAGUUGGUCAAGGAGCACAGGUUUCGUUGCCCAAUGAAAAGUCGGUCGAACCAAACACAGCCAGUUCACAAGUCGACACUGUCAAUCAAGAUGAAGUGACCGUCGAGGAGAUCUUGAGCGAACUUGAGC